Olea europaea var. sylvestris is the source of this 3067-nucleotide messenger RNA. RefSeq lists its product as uncharacterized. The record is from RefSeq and is a predicted model, not a curated record. Bases 114 to 2651 code for a protein of 845 amino acids. NCBI's taxonomy places the organism in Eukaryota, Viridiplantae, Streptophyta, Magnoliopsida, Lamiales, Oleaceae. The transcript has 13 exons.
ACUAUUUUUCAAUUUCCAAUUAUUUUUGCCAUUUCACUUCAAAUAAACAUAUAUUUAUUUUCCAAACCCAUAAAACAUCACAGGCUAAAACUAUCAAAAUCACCCCCUUGUACAUGGCAUUUCAUGUUUCUUGCCCAAUUACCUGCCGGAAGAUAUGCUUUUGUAACGAGGGAUUUCCUCCGCAUCUGCGGAGUAAGGAGGCCAGGCAUGAGUUUGAGCAGCAGGUGGCUAUGCUUGAGCAAUUCGCGAAGGACCCAUGGUUGAUUAGGUCCAGGCCGAAUGCUACGGUUGAGGUUAUGGUCCCUAAAGUUUUCCGCACUCCGGUUUCUGGUUCGACUUCAGUUCCGGCUCCGCCGCAACAUCCAUCAGUGUCAGCGGUGGACGGAAAGGAUAAAGGAGAGGACGAGGUGGCACUGGCUAAGGCAUCGGCCCAGGUGAAGAGGGCGUCAUUGCAGAAAAGGGCUGCAGCUACGUCAAUGGCGGCCGAGGAUUACGCGAGAAAGUUUGAGUCCGGUGAUUUAUCGGCUUCUGUGAAGGAUACUGCAGGAGAAGAGCAAAAUCAAUCAAUUGCCAAAGUAAUGUGUCGGCUAUGUUUUUCUGGCGAAAAUGAAGAAAGUGAAAGGGCAAGGAAGAUGCUCUCUUGUAAUAAUUGUGGCAAGAAGUAUCAUGGGAGCUGCUUGAAAUCUUGGUCUCAAAAUAGAGAUCUUUUUCACUGGAGUUCGUGGACAUGCCCCUCCUGCCGAAUAUGUGAGGUCUGCCGUCGAACUGGGGAUCCAAAUAAGUUUAUGUUCUGUAAAAGGUGCGAUGGUGCAUACCAUUGUUACUGUCAGCAGCCUCCCCAUAAGAAUGUCAGCCAUGGGCCCUAUUUGUGUCCCAAGCAUACAAAGUGUCAUAGCUGUGGUUCUUCUGUUCCUGGAAAUGGCUUAAGUGUAAGGUGGUUUUUGGGGUACACUUGUUGUGAUGCUUGUGGAAGGUUGUUCGUAAAGGGAAACUACUGCCCUGUUUGUUUGAAGGUCUAUAGAGAUUCUGAGUCAACCCCUAUGGUUUGCUGUGACAUCUGCCAACGCUGGGUGCAUUGCCCCUGCGAUGGGAUCAGUGAUGCAAAGUACAUGCAAUUUCAAGUAGAUGGAAACCUCCAGUAUGUGUGUCCAACAUGUCGGGGAGAAUGCCACCAGGUCAGGAAUCUUGAGGAGGCUGUCCAUGAGCUUUGGAGACGGAGAGAUGAAGCUGAUAAGCACGAGAUUGCUAGCUUGAGGGCUGCUGCUGGGUUGCCGACUCAGGAGGAAAUUUUCGAUAUUUCACCCUUUUCAGAUGAUGAUGAGAUUGGACCUUCAAAGAACGAAUGGAGCCGUUCUCUAAAACUUUCUCUUAAAGGGUUUAGCGAGAAAUCACCCAAAAAGAGUAAAAUAUAUGGAAAAAAGGCUGAAAAUAAGAAGUAUGGUAAGAAAAAGAGUCCAUUGUUUGGCUGCAGUACUGGUGAUAAGAAUGAAGUAAUGCAGUUUUAUGAAGAACCCAAUAGUCUCUCAUCUCCUGCCACUGGAAGUUUGGCUGAAGGGAUAUCUUCAUUUAAUGAGGAAGGGGUCUCGAAACACAAAUUUACUGAAGAGGUUGCUGCAAGCAACAGGGAUAGAGCAUCUAGAACAAUAAAAAUAAAGAGUGCCAAGCCUCAUGGUUUGAGUAACGAGGAUGUUGGAAAUAACACUAGUAUGUUCAAGACCGCAAAAGGUCCAAAGCUUAUUAUACAUUUGGGCGGACGAAGUAGAAAUAUAACUAGUCCUCCAACAUCCGAAGGCGCAAGCUUUAGUAAAGGGCAAGAGUUGACUUCAUCUAAUGUGUUUUUUUUUGUGUGUUCAGUAGGCAAUGAAGAUAUGGCUCAUCUGAAAGUCAACAAGUACAUUGACCAGCCAGAUUCUGAAACUAAGUUCGGGGAUAUAACAGGACGUAAGAUAGAUAGUGCUGAUCAAGUGAAAGGUUCCUAUCAGUUUAGUGGAGAAAAUUUUGCAGAAGUCUCUAACAUCAGUUCAAAGCUUAGUAGAGGAAAAUUUGCAGAUUUAUAUGAAUCAGUUUCUCCACUGAAUACUCGUUCUUUACUAGGAAAACGAAGCAUUGAAGAUGGUGCAUUUGACGUCUCAGCUAGCAGGAGAAACAAAUACAGUAAAAUGAAGUAUGAAGAGGAUGGGUCUUCUGCCAAAGAAUCAAAAAUCUUAGAGUCUCUGCCAAUGGAUCGAAAAUCUCAUUUAAAGUUCAAAAUUCCAACGAAUUCAAACAAUGGAGACCAAAAUGCAUUGUCCCUUCCUGGGAAGGACGAGAUGACUUCUGUCAAGGGUCAAAGAUCGAAAAGGAGAAGACCAGCAACAUUUGAGGAUAGAGCAUUGACAGAGGGUGUUGAAGAGACAUCACAACAGUAUGAUGACGAUAGGAUGAAUGAGAUCAUGGAUGCUAACUGGAUAUUGCAGAAAUUGGGAAAAGAUGCUGCUGGGAAAAUAGUGGAAAUUCAUCGGCCAUCCAACAACUCCUGGCAUAGGGGAACUGUAAUAGAAGUCAUUGAGGGCACAUCAAUUGUUUCAAUUGCUCUAGACGAUGGAAAGGUCGAGCAAUUCGAACUUGGAAAGCAAGGAAUUCGUUUUGUUCCUCAGAAGCAAAAACGCUGAUUUAGUACAUAGAUGACAACUUCAUUUGGGAGACAGUUUUGGUUUAAGGAGUGGUGUUCUUAAAAACAAUCUGCGAAGCAUGUAUAGAUUGGAAGCAACAAAACGAUUAGUUAAGUUGAUGCACAAGCUACUGCUGCUUGUUUUGGUUGAUUUCUUUUGACCAUUUUAGAUCGAAAGGACGAAGUUGAGAUCUUGUUUUGGUUGCACAAGCUACUGUUUGUUUUGCUGUAUUUUGGUCAAUCCCUGCACGUCGGGAUUAUGUACUUAGUUUGCGUGUUUUAGCCUUUUUAGGCUUUUUGGGACUUGCUUUUACAGCAGUUUGCUACAAUUUGUGUUGAAUUCGGUCUCUCCUAGCUGCUUCUUAAUGUCAAACAUUUUGUAUAUGAAUGUGUUUUAUUAUGUAUUACUCUUUAUCA